AUGAACCCCCAUUUACAGUUUAUGUGUGGCCCGCUGCUGCGGUAUGACACGGUAGAUGAGCGCGGCGUCUGGCUGGGCGCUGCUCUCAUUGUUACCGCUGACGCUGGUUCAAUUUAUGAACCACAUCCCAUGUUCACUUUUCAAUGGGAUCCGGAUCGCCCGGCGGUGUCCAAAAGAACGCACAACGGGACAAGCAAUGGCCCUCAUGCUCAAAAGAGAUCUGUGCCGGGCCAGGAGAUUUAUGUCUACGUUGGGAAUGGAGGAACCUACACAUUUUGGAGAUUUCUCAUAGAAAUCCCCUUGGAUGAGCACGAGAUGAGGAUUCGCUAUCACGUCAACCAUGGUCAGGAGUUUGACUUCUAUGUCCCGGGGCGUAAUCAGAAUAUGCGUUUGGCAGCUUACUCAUGCAAUGGUUUCAGCGCUGGUGUCAAUGCUGACGACUUUCGCGGGCCGGGGUUCCAAAGUGGCUACGAUCCGGUAUGGGUAGACCUUCUUUCAAAGCAUAAGGAGCGCCCGUUUCAUGCCCUUGUCGGCGGAGGAGAUCAGCUGUAUUGUGACGGUUUGACUCGCGAACCGGAGCUGCAGGAUUGGGUGAAUCAUCCGAAGCCUGACGAAAAGAAGAAGUAUCCUCUUACACAAGAAAUCUUGUCGGCGAUUGAUCGUUUUUACUUCAACCAUUAUUGCCAUGUGUUCCGCAGCGGGGCAUUCGCAAGGGCCAACAGUUCAAUGUACGUAUUUCACGAGAGUAUUGAUGGGUUUGGAAGUUAUCCUGAUGACUUGCAGAGAGCCCCGGUUUUCAAUACAAUUGGCGCGCGAGGCUAUUUUUUCUUCCUGCUUUUCCAGUGUUUCAUCAAUGUUGAUGUUGAUGGCCUGGACGACCGACCGGGGGCCCAUUACAGCAGGUCUCUCAUCAUAGGCGGUCAAGGAUCGUAUGUUCCCUUCCCGUCUCACACGUUCCUUUCGUACAUCGGACCUACGGCGUGGAUGUUGAUGCUGGAUUGCCGGGCAGAGAGAAAAUUAGACCAAGUGUGCAGUCCAACUGAAUACCAAAAGGUAUUUCAAAGAUUGAACGCAAUACCCCCCGGCGUAGAACAUUUGAUUGUGCAGCUUGGUAUCCCGAUCGCAUAUCCUCGCAUGGUCUUCCUUGAGACGAUGCUAGGGUCAAAGCUGAAUCCUCUGGUCUCGCUGGGCAAAAGCGGAUCGCUGGGUCUGAAAGGAUUCGUGAACAAGUUCAACGCGGAUGCGGAAUUACUGGACGAUCUGAAUGAUCAUUGGACGUCCAGACACCACAAGUCUGAGCGUAACUGGUUCAUCGAGCAGCUGCAGCAGUUUGCCCAGCACCGGCGCAUUCGUAUCAGCUUCCUCUCGGGCGACGUGCACUGUGCUGCAGUCGGAGUUCUCAAGACACUCAAGAAGAAGAAGACACCUGACGUCCAACCCGCUGCUGAUCACCGAUACAUGAUCAAUGUUGUCACCAGCGCCAUCGUGAACACACCGCCGCCUGGCGGGGUUCUCACCAUGGUGAACGCGCUCUCGACCAAGACGCACCGGACCAUGCAUUACGCGGAUACCGAUGAGACGAUGCUGCCGCUGUUCGACAAGGAGCCGGAUGGGUCGAACUCAAAGUCGAAGUACGUCAUGGGUCGACGGAACUGGUGCAGCAUCGUGCGCGACGCGACCAACGGCGACCUGAUCUUUGACAUCCGCAUCGAGAAGCAGAAGGGCAUCGGCGAGACUGUCGGUUACAGCACACGGGCGCCGGCUCCGCGGUGGACGCCACGGUAAACUAGUGCAUGAUUCUAAUCAGCCCCUAUCUUUUUACUUCCUUCUUAUAUGGAUCUUCCUCUCGUUUUUCUCUGCUGUCCAAAACGCAUGCAUUCCUACCGUCAUUGACUGCACUCACUUUCGUCGUCUUUGCACGGUUAGCUAGCCUAUUUAUCGACUCUCCUCCCAUUUUUUCCCCUGAUUUCAUACCGUUCUCUGCACACUGUAGCGAUCUCGAAACCUAUACCUCUCGUUAUUAUUCCCCUCUCGCUCGCCUUAUUAUGACUGACUAAUGUGACGUGCCCGUGCCUGACAAUCU
Heterobasidion irregulare TC 32-1 is the source of this 2083-nucleotide messenger RNA. RefSeq lists its product as uncharacterized. Gene Ontology annotation, cellular component: membrane. The record is from RefSeq and is a predicted model, not a curated record. The transcript is spliced from 18 exons. NCBI's taxonomy places the organism in Eukaryota, Fungi, Basidiomycota, Agaricomycetes, Russulales, Bondarzewiaceae. Bases 1 to 1785 code for a protein of 594 amino acids.